AUGGCUGUGCAAUAUUAUUUGCAGCCACCACGCGAACAGAUUUUCUACAAAGUUCUUGUUGUUUUGGCAAAUUUGACAGCAUUAGGGAACAAGAGCUGGUGGGGUUACACAGUACCUAAUAUUUAUUAUCGCUUAAAUAAUUUGAUUAUCAUAACAUUCGCACCGUCACUGCUCAUAUCUCAACUGAUAUACUUAUAUGUGAAUUUCAAUGAUUUAUCAUUCGAUACAUUGGGCAUAAUUUUUUCUAUAAUUCCCGUAACGUGUUUGGCUAAUGUCAAUGUUUAUUCAGCGAAAUUGUCAUAUUACAAAAAGAUCAUGAAAGAUUUCAUGUGUAAAAUUCAUCUUAACAACGGGAGAACUGAAAGCGCAUUUACCAAAAAGAAAAUCCUCAUAAUAGAACGCCUAUCAAGAUGGACGGCAUAUUACUUAAUAUUUUUCUUCUCAAUGAACUGGGUUACGUGGAUUUGGAUACCUGUAUUCAAUAAUAUAAACAACAUGGAAGCUAUACAAAAUCGUAGUAUGAAACUACAGACAUGUCUCUACCUUUGGGUUCCCUUCGAUUACAGUUAUAACUAUCAGAACUGGGUUAUUGUGCAUAUAAUUAAUACCUAUGUUGUGGGUAUGGGAGUAACUGUAAUGAUGAUUUUUCAUACAUUAAACUAUAUAUUUAUGUAUCAUUUGAUUGGCCAUAUACAGAUUUUAAAGCAUAAAAUACGUAGUCAAUUUCCUAAGAAUAUAACCAAUGCGAAAGUUAAAGAUAUUCUGAUUGAAGUUUUGAAAUACCAUGCGUUUAUUAUAAGGGUAUUUAAAGAUGUCCAAUCGGCGUUUGGUAUCAACGUGGCAACAAAUUAUCUGCAUAAUUUAGUUGGCGAUAGUUUGAUAAUGUAUCAAAUUAUGUAUGCAGGCAAAGAAAACCUUUUAUUGUAUGUUGUCAUGGUAACCGUCUACAUGGGAGGUUUGAUAUUAAUGUCAUUUGUACUUGAAGAAAUACGAAGACAGACAGAAGAUCUAGCAGAUGUAGUGUACGGCAUGCGAUGGGAAACUAUGUCCAUAUCCAAUCAGAAAAUUUUUCUUCUCUUUCUACAAAGAGUCCAGCCUGCCAUGGAGUUUACAGCUCUAGGUGGUCUAAAGGCUGGAGUAAAACCCAUGAUUUCCAUAAUAAAAACCACAUUCUCGUAUUACGUUAUGCUGGAGACCACGAUGGCUGAGAAGUCGUAA
This is a messenger RNA of Pieris brassicae (large cabbage white), 1218 nucleotides long. It is a transcript of the gene Or-6, whose product is annotated as odorant receptor 43b-like. Gene Ontology annotation, molecular function: olfactory receptor activity; odorant binding. The transcript has 8 exons. Bases 1 to 1218 code for a protein of 405 amino acids. Gene Ontology annotation, cellular component: plasma membrane. The record is from RefSeq and is a predicted model, not a curated record. Gene Ontology annotation, biological process: detection of chemical stimulus involved in sensory perception of smell; sensory perception of smell. Lineage: Eukaryota; Metazoa; Arthropoda; Insecta; Lepidoptera; Pieridae.